Molecule: messenger RNA, 467 nt
Organism: Varanus komodoensis (Komodo dragon)
Lineage: Eukaryota; Metazoa; Chordata; Lepidosauria; Squamata; Varanidae
Gene: NDUFA1
Product: NADH:ubiquinone oxidoreductase subunit A1
Exons: 3
Coding region: 105-320 (71 amino acids)
Source: RefSeq, a predicted model, not a curated record
AGACCGAAAGAGGCGCAUGCGCAGUGCUGCUCCUCAGGGGACGGCGCUUUGUCUUCUGUGCACUGGAAGGAGGUUGCGAGGUUGCGGGCGGCGCUGUCGUCGGGAUGUGGUACGAAAUCCUGCCCGGUUUGGCUGUCAUGUACGUGUGUUUGCUCGUCCCUGGUUUAUCCACCACAUACAUCCACAGAUACACAAAUGGAGGCAAGGAAAAGAGGAUUGUUCGGUACCCUUACAAUUGGCACCUGUUGGAAAGAGAUAGGCGUGUCUCUGGAACCAAUCGCUACUAUGAUUCUAAGGGCUUGGAGAAUAUUGACCCUUGAUACCAGUCUACUACUAAUAAACAUGGAUUUCACAGAAAGUGUUCUGCAUUUUAAUCACAAAGAAAUUCUAAUAGCAUAUUGCUUGAUGCUAUUGUAAAAAGUAAUAAAUGUAUCAGACUAGAUGGCCCAGGAGGCCUUCUGACUUGC